Paraglomus occultum is the source of this 485-nucleotide messenger RNA. The record is from the annotation of a GenBank genome assembly. Lineage: Eukaryota; Fungi; Glomeromycota; Glomeromycetes; Paraglomerales; Paraglomeraceae.
AUGUCAGCUAUAGUAUCUUCUCAUGUGGAUGAUCUAAUGUCAAAGAUACUCUCAGAUGAAUCAGCGUUACGAGUAAAAGACGUUGAAAACGUACGCAUGAAAAUAUCUAGGAUACUGGAAGGAGGAGUAAAUAAGUUACAUGUAAUUAGUGACUUCGAUUCGACAAUGUCACGACAUUUUAGAGAGGACAUGUCUCGUAAUCCAACCUGCCAUCAGGUCCUGUCUUCAGGCAGUAUGUUGAGCCCAGAGUUCAAGCAAGCGACUGCUGCACUCUAUCAAAAGUAUUUCCCAAUAGAAAUGGACACCACUCUGACUGUUGAAGAAAAGGUGCCCUAUAUGGUUGAAUGGUGGAGUAAAGCCCAUGAACUAGUAAUCAGGCAGAACCUCACAAAAAAUGAUAUCAAACAGAUGCUUUUGGAUACGCCCACAAAGUUAAGAGAAGGCAUAGCCGAGUUAAUUAUACAGUGUAAAGAAAAGAAUAUCCC